Molecule: messenger RNA, 1487 nt
Organism: Coniophora puteana RWD-64-598 SS2
Lineage: Eukaryota; Fungi; Basidiomycota; Agaricomycetes; Boletales; Coniophoraceae
Product: P-loop containing nucleoside triphosphate hydrolase protein
Exons: 8
Coding region: 56-1363 (435 amino acids)
Biological process (GO): mRNA splicing, via spliceosome; mRNA export from nucleus
Molecular function (GO): RNA helicase activity; RNA binding; ATP binding
Source: RefSeq, a predicted model, not a curated record
CUUCUCUUCUCCCCUUCUCCCCUUCUACCGUCUUUCUUCACCCUACAUCCCAGUAAUGAGCGCUCACGAUAACGAGGAACUUAUCGACUACGAGGAUGAGCAUGACGUUGUCCCCAAUGGCGGUGUUUCUGCUUCCAACGGGGCCGUCGCAGGAGGUGUAGCCGACGGCGAGGAAAAGGACAAGAAAAACUUCUCUGGCAUCCAUGCCACAGGUUUUAGGGAUUUUCUGUUGAAACCUGAGCUUCUGCGUGCCAUUAGUGACCUUGGUUUUGAGCACCCUUCGGAAGUUCAACAGGAAUGUAUUCCCCAAGCCGUUUUGGGCAUGGAUGUCCUUUGCCAAGCCAAGUCUGGUCACGGCAAGACGGCUGUGUUCGUCCUUGCGACGCUUCAGCAGCUUGAGCCAGUGAAUGGCGAGGUCUCUGUGCUUGUGCUCUGCCACACUCGAGAACUGGCCUUCCAGAUCAAGAACGAAUACUCGCGAUUCGCCAAGUACAUGCCUGAUGUACGCGUCAGCACCUUCUACGGCGGCACCCCUGUCACCAAGGACGCGGAAACGCUCCGUGACAAGUCGAAAUGUCCUCACAUCGUCGUCGCCACGCCCGGUCGGCUCAAUGCCCUCGUUAGGGACAAGGUCCUUGAUGCCAAAAACGUCAAGCACUUCGUACUGGACGAGUGCGACAAAAUGCUCGAACAGCUCGACAUGCGCCGUGACGUGCAGGAGAUUUUCCGCUCGACCCCUCACCAUAAACAAGUCAUGAUGUUCAGUGCCACCCUCGCGAAGGAAAUCAGGGUUACUUGCAAGAAAUUCAUGGCUAACCCUCUGGAAAUCUUCGUCGAUGAUGAGACGAAGCUCACUCUCCAUGGUCUACAGCAACAUUAUGUCAAAUUGGACGAGAGCGCCAAGAACCGGAAAUUAAACGAACUUCUUGAUACUCUGGAAUUCAACCAGGUCGUUAUCUUCGUCAAGUCGGUUGCUCGUGCCAUUGAGCUUGACAAACUGCUCGUAUCAUGCAACUUCCCUAGUAUCAGCAUUCACUCUGGUUUGCAGCAGGAAGAACGCAUUAACCGAUAUUCCGCGUUCAAGGCAUUUGAAAAGCGUAUCCUGGUUGCGACCGACAUUUUCGGCCGUGGAAUUGACGUUGAACGAGUGAACAUUGUCAUCAACUACGACUCGCCUCCGGACGCCGAUAGUUACCUGCAUCGCGUGGGCCGUGCUGGACGGUUCGGUACGAAAGGUCUGGCGAUCACGUUUGUGUCGUCGGAGAGCGACCAGCAAGUCAUGGCUGCGAUUCAAUCAAGAUUCGAGGUCGCUGUGCCAGAGUUGCCUGACCACAUUGACCCGGCCAGUUACAUGACGUCUUGAGCUCGAUCCACACUGAGCGCCUUCACAUAUUGUCUUCGGUCUCUUCCUUUUUAGUGCAUUCCUUAAAUACAAUCAUCCUUUCUGUCGUCUAACUGAAUUUGAAUGCAACUGCUCAGUGUAACGC